Messenger RNA from Frankliniella occidentalis (western flower thrips), 11596 nucleotides. Its product is annotated as nuclear receptor coactivator 6. The transcript is spliced from 26 exons. NCBI's taxonomy places the organism in Eukaryota, Metazoa, Arthropoda, Insecta, Thysanoptera, Thripidae. The record is from RefSeq and is a predicted model, not a curated record. The coding region runs from base 1 to 8622 and encodes 2873 amino acids.
AUGUGUGGGCUAUGGCCCCAGGCCAAUGUACCCAUGCAGAAGAGCAGCCUAUUGUUUGACUUAUCAGCCUUGGAGUCCUUGCAGGGGGUGAACAGUAGGCCUGGCUCAGAUCGACUUACGCUGGAGCACAUAGUGGACGGACUGCAGAGUGUGGUGGAGGUGCGGGGGGGUGGCCACACCAGUGUGGGCAGCACUCAGCCCGGACAACUCGUGCUUACCACACAGCAGUUGCAACAGCUUCAACAACUGCAAAAUGUGGAUCCAUCGGCAUCUUUUACGCUUACUCUUCAGGCACCACACACGACUCUGAGUUCAGGCCCUAUUGCUAGUGCUUCAGCAUCAAUAGUUACAUCAGUUUCAAGUCCUUCUAUCCUGGGCCAACAACAUGGAUAUACCUAUUCCACCGCUGGUCUCCGACUUGGCAAUUCAACCGUACCACUUACAACCACCCUUGCAGGAUCCUUACCGGCUGCUUUUGCAGGGUCAUUGCCUCCAGGUCUUCAGGGACUUGCUUCUUCCCUUGCCUCGGGUCUCUCUCUCCAGGCUCUCCCCUUGGCACAGCAGCAAAGUCAGACUCUUAUCCAAGGUCAAAACACUGGCCUGACUACAGUACAAAGUCAUGGCCAGAGUCCUAGUCCAAGUUCAGGUCAUGCUGCCGCAGUGCCUGGCCCUGCCACUGGUCCCACUGCCUCUACUCCUGGACAAAGUCAGGCAGCAACGCAGGGUCAGACUCUCUCUAACCAAGGAGGACUUAUUACUCUUGGUCCCCACAAUAUUCAAGUUGGAUCAAGUGGAAUUGUUGUUGGAGGGUCAGGUUUACCUGUAGGAACCCACAUAUCUCAAAGUGCUCCUUCAUCCAUCUCCUCUCCGGGAUCCCCAUUUUCAUUGCCUACAAGGUCACCAGCCCCUCCCCAUGCACCCCCAACACCCUCUCCGAGCCCAGGAGUUCUAUUACGCUCUCCAGCUACUCCUCUUUUGCCCCCUUCAUGUUCAUCACCAGCUCCAUCACCUUACCAGAAUCCACGACAGAGUCCUCAGUAUCAAGGAAAUUUUCAACCAACUUCAGGCAAUGUCAAUAAUGGUGCCAUAUCCGUAGGAAUUCCUAUUCGCUCCCCAGCUCCACCCUCCCUAACCCCAGUUCCUUCACCAUCACCACAAAACCGAACUGCCCCCUCUCCAUCAUCUGCUACACAACAACACACAGCUGUUAUUCAUCAGGCUGUUUCAUCGCAGGUAUCUGCCCUGGGACAGACAGUUCUUCCAAUGGUUGCUCAAAGCCCUGCCCAACAGCUGGUCCAAAUAAUUCAACAGCAACAGCAAUCUGCUCUUGCAAGUGGAGCAAAUACAAUUGCAACAUUUUCAGCCGGCCGCACCACCCAAAUCAUAUCUAAUCAAGCAAGCAAUAUGAUGACGGUUCCAAUUCAGGCAGCUCUGAAGGCUACAAAACAGCAUCCUCAGAUACUACCGAAACCCCCUGCUAACCCUGGCUCUGCUGGAACAAAUAACAACAAAAACCGAGUAACAGCUACUAGUACAUCUAAUGUGACGGCAAGCCAUUUGCAACAGACCCCUACCCAACUUGUCAUUGGUCAAAGUAAUCAGACUGCCACCGCUGGUGCCUUUUUAUUGAAUUCUAUGAUGGGUGGGCUGACAUCUGGUACCCCAAUGAUAGUUCAGCAACAAAGCAGUGGUAUGCAGUUGAUUCUCAGACCGCAGGGACCUACAGGAGGUCAAGCACAGGUUCAGGCUACUCAGCACACCACUCAAACUCAAGUUCAGCAAAGUAAAUCCGUUGUUCUUGGUAAUGGUAGCGGACUAGGGGCUCCUGGCACUGUUUACAUAGCACAUCAUCCAGCACAGACAAACCGCCAAGCCCCAAUGUUCAGGAUUAUCACUACACCUGGACCACCAAUGCUUCAACAAAUUCAGAGUGGUCCAACACUUAUUCUUCCUCAAGGUCUGGGAUCUCUGAGUUUUCCCAUGACUCAUUUAUCUACUGGGUCCCCUCAGCAAGCCACUCAUCAAAGUCAUCAAAUUAUAGCCCAGCCAUCGUUCACUCAACAAACUCAAACAAUUCAACAAAAAGUAGUGAGCCUACCAUCACAUGUUCCUGUGUCCUUAGCAAGUCUUCAACAGCAACAAAACAUAUCAACCUCACUGGCAAGUCAGUUGCCAGCAUCUAUUGCUAGUCAAAUUGGGACAUUGCCAGUAAAUGUGGCUGUAUCCCAGCAUCAACAGUUAUCAACCCUUCAGGCUCCUGUAUCAGUGUCACAAGCCAACCUUCACAUUCCAGUGUCAAUGGCAAGUUUGGUGACUCAAGCGCAUCUACAUAAUCAGGAAAAGUUGGUCAGCCAAUUAGCAUCAAAUGUUUUGGAUUGUGGGAAUGGAUUUGGAGGCUUGACUACUUCACAAAUUCGCUUGUGUAGUCCUGUUAGUAGUGCUAACAGUGUAAGCUCUAGCUGGCAGAAUAUCAUAAGUUCUCCGCCUCCAAUUCAGGAACAUCACUUAUCGUCAUCAGCACCUAUUGUGUCCACUCAGCAGACAGUCCAUACCCAGCAGACUGUGCUGCAUCAGACACAAUCUCAAACUCAGAUUCAGCAACAACAGAUUCAACCAUCUCAGCACCAACCAAUUCAAAUUCAACCACCACCAGUUCCACCUCCUCCCAAACCAAAAAAGAAAAAGAGCAAGAAAAAGAAAAAGGAUGAAGAGCCUAAGCUGGACUUGGCAAAUAUUAUGAAGCUUUCUGGUAUUGGAGAUGAGGAUGACAUUGGUCCUUAUGAAACUGAAGAUCCUUCAGUUAUGGGUAGUAUUGGAGCAGGCUUAGAAACUCAGGCAGUUGCAACCCAAGCUACACCUACUACAAUGGCACCUGCAGGGCUGGUACCUGCUCCUUCUCCUCCAGCAGAACCACUUAAUUUACAGGGUCUCAAAAUGGUUGUGAAUGAAGAUGGACAAAUUAGUUUACUUCAGAAGUUGAAUGACGGCACUACAGCACCUAUCACUGCCCAGUCACUUACUUCAGCCAAUGCUCAACUUUUGCUGCAAGGGCUCGCUGCUCAAGCUGCACUGCCAGGGGGGCAAUAUGCAUCCCAAAUUGCUGCAGCUGCUCACAGUCAGCUUACUCAACUACUUGUUAACAAGCAGAGCACAGCUAGUCCAUCUUCUCAGGUAAAUACUACCCCACUAUUAUCAUCCGUGGGUAAGCUGGCCAAUGUGAAUUCCAGCACAAGUCAGUCAUCACAAGUGGCCGCAACUGUAACUAAUGUCAACCGGCUGAUAGCAAAUAGCAAUCCUGCUGUUAGUAGCAUGACUGCUCCAGUUAAUUCUGUUUUGCCUCAAACAAUCAAGAAUCAAACUACAGUACUACCAAAUACUGUAACUGGUAUUCAACAACAACCUGCUGUCCCUAUGCUGUCACAACCAACAGCAUUGCCCUCUCAGCCGUCUGCACCAGCAGCGUUUGUGACAGUUCAGCCCACAGUGCCAUCUCCAGUAACUCUUCCCACAAACCCCACCCCUCAAUCUUCUACUCAACCCACUCUCUCUUCCAUUGCCACUGAACAACUUCCUCAGCCGUCAUCUUCAGUUCCUAAUACUACUUUGACAUCGACUAUCAAUUCCACCAAGUCUCCUUCUACCUCUGGGAUCAGUCCAGCAUUGGAGCAAGCCUUUAUGCAGUAUCUUCAGAAUGCUGGAUUGAACACAGAAUCCAUUAUCAUUAGUACACAAAAUGGCGUUCCUACUGUAGUUGGUGGAGCACAGCUUCUUCAGCUUCUUCAACAAGCUCAGGCUCAAGCUCAGAUCCACGAACAAUUGCAACUCCAACAACAGCAACAACAACAGCAGCAGCAGCAGCAGCAGCAGCAAUUGCAGCAACUCCAACAACAGCAGCUACAACAACAACUGCAGCAGCAACUACAGCAGCAGUUCCAGCAACCACAGAUCCAAGUGCAACAACAGCUAUCUUCAUUGCAACUGCAACAGCUAGUGUCGCAGUCACAGUCUCAACCACAACCACAGCUUCUACCUCAAACCCAGUUACAACCUCAACCUCCUCCUCCCCAGCCUCAGCCCCAACCUCAACCUCAAUCUCAACUCCAACAACAACUCCAACUCCAACUCCAAUCCCAACCCCAACUCCAACUCCAAUCUCAACCCCAAAUCCAACCCCAAAUCCAACCCCAAAUCCAACCCCAACUCCAACAACCCCAACAACCCCAACAACCCCAACAACUCCAAUCUCAACCCCAAAUCCAACCCCAAAUCCAACCCCAAAUCCAACCCCAACCCCAACAACCCCAACAACCCCAACAACCCCAACCUCAACUCCAACAACCCCAACAACCCCAACCCUCUCAGCCUCAACCUAAACCUCAGCCCCAACCUUCCUCCCAGCAGCAAGUUUCCCAAGUUUUGCAGCAGCCCUCAAUUCAUAUUCAGUUGCCACAAGCUCUGCCACAAAAAGUUACUUCAGUGCAGCAAUGGGACACAACUAAAAUUGUUGAAUCAAGCGACCUUUCAUCAUUGGCUGCUCUUCAGCAGUCAGGAAAAGUUGGAGUUGUUGGGAGUUCAAAUGCAGGCAUUGGAACUCCAACAUCCUCCAGCACUAUUGGAAUUGGGACAGUUUCUGAUUCAAUAUUGGCCAAAGGGACCAGCAAUACAAAGACUGUUUCUCCGGGACUACCUGUAAGAAGAAAUUCUUCAGAGCCCACUGCCAGUCCUCGAGUUCAAGUACCUCCUUUCCAGUCGCCCCAGCUUCAAAGCCCCUCAGUUCCAAUAUCUCAACCAGCUCCACCUUGUUCCACACAAGAUCAAGUUGAACAAGCACUAAACAAUGCAUUUCUGGAUAGCCUUGCUCAAUCUAGGCCAAACUUAUUGAUAAACAAAAGCAUAAGCAAGCCCUCUAGUAACACAAAUAUGGAUGUUAUUCCUAGUAUAAAUUUAACACCAUCCAAUCGCAAAUCUAAGAAACGAAAGCAACCUCCUAAAGUUAGUGUGACAGUGCAACCUCAAGCUCCGCCACCUCAACAGGCUCAGCCAAUACCUGGACAAUCUACAUCAGUAUCAUCUUCAAGUAUUGGACCCAAUAGACUAUCAAGUCCAAUAUUAAAUCACAAGGUCGCAAGCAGUGAAAGUGCAAUUAAAGUAUCUAACAUUGUGGGACCAAUAUCUUCAUCUGUGCAAAAUACUGAACCAAGCCGGACUACAACUCUUCCGUCCUUUUUUGUUUCAAGCCCUAAUUUUACUGUUGUCCCUAAAAACAGUACUACUGCAUUAGUAGGAGUGAACGUAGCAUCAGGUCAGAUGCCUCAAUUACCAGCGUCAGUGUUGCCAUCAUUAACAUCCAACAUCACGCCAUCUACGGCCUCUAGUCAGAUUGGUGUUGUGAGCAACAGUGCAAUCAAAGUGGUGUCCUCUUCAGAAAGUGUUCCUUUUGUGAAUAAUACUGCAACAAGUGUUAAUACAACACGGCUAAAUCACAUCAGUACAACUGCUUCAUCGAACUCAACAACUGUGAACUGUGUUCGUGUAAAUAGCACUACUUCAAAUAGUGCUAUUAGUGCGUCAGUGCCUCCAAAUCUUAUUCCUAUUCCUACCAAUAGUCCAUCAGUUGGUGCCCCUGUCUCAAUUACUUCUUCAAAUCAACUGAGCAGUGUAUCUCAAACUCCCAGUGGUACACAGCCAAUUCCUCAACAAGCAUUUCAACGCGUUCAGGCCAUUCAACUGACUGCAGCUAAACAGCAGCAAAUAAAAACAAUACAGCAGCAGCUUACUAUGCUGAACAGCAAAAAGGACAAGACAUCUAGCGAUGAAGAUAAAAUUCAGAAACUGUUAUCUGAGAAACAAAAAAUAAUUCAUAGUGGGAAAGUAGUCACAGAUCCAGUGCAGUUAGCACAGUAUAUCGGAAGUGGCUUGGACCCUGUUGUGGAAGGUUCUUUUAAAAUUUCUUCAAAUCAUAUUAAUUCAUCAUCUUCUAAAAUCCAAGCCAAUGCCUCAUUCACUGUCAAUGUUUCUCCAACUGUAAAUCCAGUGACUACUACUGCCUCCACAACUGGAGUGACUACAUCAUCAUCUGUUCGCUAUUAUCAUCAUGUCGGCAACCAAGUGAUAACUCUCACACCUCAGCAGCAGCCGCAGCAGCAGCAGUCUCAACAGCAAACUCACCAGCAGUCUCAACAGCAGUCUCAACAGCAGCCUCAACAACAGCCUCAACAACAGCCUCAACAACAGCCUCAACAACAGCCUCAACAACAACCUGCACAUCAACCUCAACAACAACAGCAAACAGCACAGAUGCAACAGCUACAGCUGCAACAAACAUCUACUCAGCAGGUGCCACCUCUACAAGCUCCAUCUCCUCAAACUUCCUUGGGCGUUCAAAUUCAAGGGCAGCAGCAGUUUAAAACAAGUAAACAAGACCAACAGCGACCAGCUGGGGAUUCACAGAGACCCCAAUCUGAGCAAUCUCGGGACUCAAAGACAUAUCAGCCUCAACAAGCAUUCCAAACAACCCAGCAACAUUUCAAUCAGUUUUCUCAGGACAUCGAAUCGCAAGUCCAAUCAUGUAUUAACAGUUUGGAUAAUUCAUUCUUAGAUAUUCAGUCUGAGUCCCAAAUUAUCCAACAACUUCAGCAAUCACCUGCUUCUCCGCUCAAUCAAACAAAGCUGUUGUCACCUUGUCAGCCAUCUCAGACUUCUCCAAUUCUACCAGUUCUUGAAGCUUCUUCUCAGCCAUCUCAACAUUUAAGAGUUCCUCUACUACAAGUUCACCAGACAGGAAUGUCAAUGCCUUCAUUGCAUUCUCCACAACUACCUGCAGCUCAAGUACAACAAGGGCUGUCAUCACCUCAACCUCAACUGACUGCUUCACAAGUUCAAUCUCCUCAACUAAAUAGAUCUCAGGGAUUGCUUGUGACGCAACAACCUUCACCAUCUCAAAAUUCUCUGGCUGUGCCAGUAAGGAAUGAUGCUGGGAAUACCGAAAAAAUAUCUCCUACUUUUGGCCCAAAUAGUCUUUGUGAUGGAGCUCACUAUCAAACAUCAAUUCCUUUGUGUGAGCGAGGAACGUCUCCAAUUCAUGUGGUCUUAAAUACUCCAGAUUCCACUACAUCCCCACCGCAAAAUGCAACGUUUAGCCCUCAUUUUCGACCGUUAUCAGUAUCUGUUGGAUGUGUGAAAUCUAGUUUGAGGUCAACAGUUUCUCCCAAACUACCGGUUCUUCACUCUCCUGCCUCUAUAUGCGCACCAUCACCAGCCUCUGUAAUCUCAACACAAUCUCCCUCAUCCCUUUCAGCUCAGUCACCAGCUCUUUCCUCUUUUUCUUGCCCGGGUCCCAUGGACCCUAUCUUGAUUUCACCUCCCCUUUUAUCUCUCAAAAGCCGAGUUGCUUCUCGGGUUAUAAUGAUUGAGCAGCAAAUGAAAGAAGACCAAGAAAGUGCGCAAAUGCCAGAUACACAUGCACCCUUCGUAGGGAAGAGUGAUGCUGUUCAACGGCUUAUGAGUUAUCAUGUUUUCAAUGAAAAGCUUCUUAGUCAACAAGAUCUUGAGAAAGCUGAUGAAAUUCAUGAGCACACCGCUCAACAUUUACUCGACAAAUUUUCUAACAUCACCAACAAAUUUCGAAGCCUAAUGCUUGCUGAGAGUAUGCGGGAGGUGAGUCUAGCAGAAGUGGUCAUGAUUGAUAGACUGAGAAAUGCUGAAGAAGAGUUUCUUACCAAAGCAGCCAAACAGGCUAAAGAAGACGCAGAGGAAAUUAUGGCUGCUGAAGCAGCUGCUGUGAAGGAAGCCCAAGCUGCAGCUCAACAGGCUGCUAAGGUUGAGGAAGCAGUAGCCGCAGAGGUAGCAGAGGCAGUCGCUACUGUUGCUGAUGGAGCUGUUGUUUCAAUAAAUGAUGUGGAGGCAGAUCUUUGUGGAGUAAAGACUGAAUUAAGAUCAGAAAUUUUGGACGAAAUUGCUGGGGACUCUCCUAACCUACAAGAUGAGGUUCGAAUUGCUAAGACUGAGGCUCUCAAAUUAGAAGCAAUAAAAUGUGAGAAAUCUGGUGAUGGUAAUGAAGAGUACAAUGAAUGGGAAGCUAUCAAACAAGAAUUGGGUUAUAGACCUCCUGAAAAUAGUGAUGAAAACAAUGUUGUGUCCACAAAUUAUGGAGAGUGGGAAUUAAGUCCAUCAUUUUGUCCUCCAAAAGAGGAAGAGGAAAGUCCAGACCGAAUCAAAAACCAACACAAACGGUGUACUGUUUCUAAUGUAAAUGGUGAAAUGGAUGAUUUCCUGUGCCCCAAAAAGAAACUUAGAAUAUAUGAAGAUAUUGAUGAAUUAGGUGAUACAGAGCUUAGUGCUCAAGUACAGAGUGCAAUAGAUAGCAUAAUUAAUCUUCAGUUGCCACAGUUACCAUCAUCACCAGAACUUCUUGCCUCUCUCCAUGAUCAUGAAGAUGACACCCCAAACCUAAUAUAUAGUUCCUCUUUAUCUACUCCAUGCCACCAACAUGGUCAUAACCAGAACAAUCCCCUUGUUUCUAGCAAUAAUCCUCACAAUAUUCAAAAUAGUCAUAAUUCUAGUUCUACUUCCAAUACCGACUCUGCUUUGGAUGAGGCUGUUCGAAGUAUUUUAACAUCUUGACUCAACAUGACCUUUAUUUUUGAGGAGAAUGGAUUGGCUGGAAGCUCAUCUGUUUUUUUGUAGUUAUAGUUUAAAUUGUUACUUAAAUGAUGUUACCUUGGAUUUGGACAUGUUGGCGUUGUUUAAGGUUCUUUGUUUGUUGUCUCAUUGCUCAUGAGAAAAAGAUGGCCUCACUUUAGGAAAAAAGUAAUACAUAAUAAUUUUAAGAACACUAUUGUCUACCAAGUCAAUGGUUACCUAUGUAAAUCAAUUGUUAAACAUUUUUAAAAAAAUCUUGUUGUGGGUGAUUUUUUAUUGUUUUGAAUAACGGUGCUUUGAAUAUGUGAAUGACAUUCUUUCUUUUGAUCUUGAAAGUCAUGAAAUUUGCCUAACUCGUAGUGGGGAUUUUACCUAUGUUUUACGAUAUUUAUUUGAUGCAACAAACUGAAUUACUUUAAAAGGUGAAUGUUGUUUUACAACAGAAAAGAGAGGAACAAACUCUCAUAUUCAAAGCUAGGUGUAUUAGUCAUAUAGGUAUUAUGUACCUGUUUUGGAAUUAAUUCGUAUCUUUUAGGCUGGGAAGGUCAUAUUGGUCUUACUUGUUGCACGUAAGGUCUUGUAUAUUACUGUAUUAUAUUGUAAAGUUAAUUUAUACUAGUGAUAAUUUUUUUUUUUCGGAAUGCAGGGAAGUAAUUUUAACAUGUUCGGUGAUUUUUAUUUGCUACACAAACAAUGUCCACCGAGAGGCUACCUGUUGUAUGUUGGUUUGUUUAUUAGCUUCCAUCAUGUUUAUUUUGUUAUCACAUAUUCUGUUCAGUUUUCCUUGUUAUGGAAUUUUAAUCACAUGUAACUACAUCACCAUCCGUACUUGUCAUUUUUGUAUUUUAUUUUUAUUGGUGUUUUUUUUUUCUGUGGUCAUUUUCUCAAAUGGCAUCAGGAAUGUCUUGUGAUUUGUAUUGUGUUCUGUGUAAUCAGACUUCAAGUUGUUAAUGUAGUAUGAAAUAUUUUCAUGCUUUGCUUACUUUCCUGUAGUAGGAAUAUUAGUCCUUCUUUGCUCCAAGCAAAUUAUCGAGAACUUCUCCAAGAAUGCUGUUUAUUUGUUUUCUUCAAUCUUCCAAUGUAAUUGUUUUGAUUUUGUUUUUUGAAUUUCAUGCUUAUACCACUAAGUAUGAAGGUACAAGGGCUUUGAAAUUAGUUUGACUAAAAACAUAAGAUGUUUGAAUCUGAAAAGCACUUAGACUGAUUGUUCUAGAAUCAACUUCAAAAAUAUCUUUCAUUAACUCUUAAUUUUGUUACAUUAUAUCAGUUGUAGUUGUGUCUUGAUUGAUUUAUGGAAGUAGAGGUAGAGUCUGAACCAUUUCAACUGACAAUUUCUCAUUUAUGAAGUUUUGACUUCCAUAUGCAACUCUGUGUUAAAGUUUGAACCACACAGGUACAGUUUGUUCAAGUACCGUAUGGGGCAUAGUAAUGUAAUAGUCAACUCCAAACACAUUCAAUUCAUGGCUGAGCAAUUCUUUUCCUUUGCCAACAAUCCAAUUUUAAUAUCUAAAACGCCGAUCCGGUAAUGUGCAUGAAAGGUAACAGAUGUACAACGCAUUUAUGCACAUUAAAUGUGUCUAAAAUGUGCUACUGUAUAAGCUCGGUUCAGCGUCAUCGCAUAUAGUGUCACUCCGCUUUUAGGGUCGGUUUUUCCUAGUAACUGAUGUAGAAAUCGCUAACAAAUUGCGCCGCAUUUAGCGUCUAUCUGCAUUUAGCGUCGUUUUUCUCGAGCAACAUUCACUAACGCUAAAUUGAGCUCAUACUCGUACCUCUUAUGCACAUUCUUACGGGUAUUGAUGCAUUCAAUGUACAUUUAUGUGCAUUUGCUUAACCAGGCGAACUGUAUUAAGCAUCACACUUGUAACUUUUAAAGUUUCCACUCUUAAAAAAUGUGUAACAAAGUGUUUGUCAAUAAGGGACAUGCUGUAAUUGAAAAUUCUUGCAAUUCAUGUGGAAGUUUUCAAAUUGUAGGAUAAGCAGUCAUUGUAUGCUAAGAAUAAUGAAUUGGUAAUUGCGUAAUACUUUUGUUUCCACAUUAGUACUUUCAAGAGCUUAUAGAGCAUCAAUAUUACUUUGAAACAAAUGAGUUAACUAUGGUUCCAUUGUGAAUUGAGAUUGUGUUGUAUCUGAGCUUUUUGAGUAUGCACUUGAGUUGUUCAUCUAUCAUUGUUUCUUUCUUCAGCACCAAUAAUUCUUUAGGCUAGUUAUGGCCUGAUUCUUUCAAGUUAGGUGGUAUAGUGAAGAUACGCUGAUUUUCCCUGAAAACUGAUUAAUAUCGCACCUUGUAAAACUAAUUUCACAAUGUUGAAGCCCUUGAACCUGUCAAGCAUGAACCCCUUCUCCUUUUUUGCCCCUUUCUUUUCUUCUUAUCUUCUUUCUAUUGUUUUGAUUUUUUUUACAAUUUACUGUAGCAUCAUCAGUAAGACCUGCUUAAUUUGGAGCAGAUUGUAGAAUGAUAAUUGCUGUGCUGUUAAUCAGGAAAUUAAUUGCUCAAGACUGAUUGUGCCUGUGUAAGCAGGACAUUCCUCGCACUCAUGCAUAAUAAAUUUUCAAGACUUAAUUUUAUGAUUUUAAGGCAGUACCGAAAACUUUUGACCAUGCCAGACUUAUACGAGAUUCUAAGACAACUAAGUUAUUUUUUAAUGAAGGCAAUGCAAGUCUCUUGCAGAAAUAUAAGGUUGUGAAUGAUUGUUAAUGUCAGUGCUAUUUAAUGUGGAAUGAAUGUUAAUAUAUAGAUGCAUACUGUCAAUUACCAUGUUAGUGUUUGGGUUAUUUGACAUGAUGUACUUAAAGAAUGAGUAUGUGUGCUGAAUUUGAGAUCUCUAUAAUUGUAUAUGUAAAUUAUCAGAAAUGUACAAAUUGUCAUUUCCACAAAAUGACCUAGUAUUCUUUUUUAACAAAUGUAAAUUUGUGUAAUUUUUCAAUUAAAGUAUCAUCGUUGAUGAUAUUUACGUAA